CUACAUCACCCAACAAUGGAUGGGGACAGGACCAAAAUGAGGUUGAAACGCGGAAGUGUUCUUUGUCACAUGAUUCCAUCACAUGAACGAACCGGGGCGGGCCUACGAUUGGGUCAGGCCUCUGUAGAGAUGGCUACAAAAUCAUUUGUGCUUGGGAUUUCCAUAAUUUGCCAAUUUCUCGUCAUUGAGGCAGAGCCUAUUCACGACGACACCUCGCUACUAAUUUCGGUUAAUCCUCAAAGACAACAGCUGGUCGACAGCCUUGGGAGAGAAAGGUUUUUCCAUGGCACAAAUGUAGUGUACAAGCACUUUCCUUUCCACCCUACUUUGGAGGGAUACACAAACGACUCUUUUUCAGAGGUUGAUAUGCAAAUUAUGCAAGAUCUUGGACUUAAUGUCAUCCGUCUAGGCAUGAUGUUGCCAGGAUAUGUGCCAAAACGAGGCCAGUAUAACGAGACUUAUAUGGAGGUAAUAAAAACCAUUGUUUCAAAGGCUGCCAAAUAUGGGAUCUACACGCUGCUUGACAUGCAUCAGGAUGUUAUGUCCCCAAAAUUCUGCGUCGAAGGCUUCCCGGACUGGGCGGUUAACACAGGCAAUGCUGACAAUUUCCCCUUCCCAAUGGAAGACAAAUACCCCCUGGAUCCAAGCACUGGCUAUCCAUACCAGAAGGAUUGUGAUAAACACGAAUGGGGGGAUUACUACUUCAGCGAAGCAGCUGCAGCAGCUUUUCAAAACUUGUACAACAACACAGACGGUCUGCUUGAUGCAUGGGCUGAUUUUUGGAGAAAGACAGCACAGGGAUUCAAGGAUGAAAACAGCGUCAUUGGUUAUGAAUUUAUCAACGAGCCAUUUUCAGGAGACAUUUACAGGGAUCCCACUCUAAUGGCGCCUGGAAUAGCGGAUGAAAAGAACCUCGCUCCCGCAUACGAGGUCCUACAAAAGGCAAUCAGAGAAGUGGAUUCGAGGCACAGUUUGUUCUUUGAAGGCGCAACUUGGGAUUUUUUCGCCGUUGGGUUCAAGCAAGUACCAGGGGGAGAAGAAUACAAGAAUAGGAGCGUUUUGAGCUACCAUUACUAUGAACCCCCUGACUUCAAUAAAAGAUUUCAGUUCGAAAUUCGAAAAGAAGAUCUGCAGCGCCUACAAUGCGGUGGGGUUUUGACUGAAUUUUGGACGGCAGGAAGCUCAAACAAAGCAUUUGAAGAUAUGUACGAGAUAAUGGAUCUCACUGACUUACACAUGCAGUCUUGGAUGGGCUGGUUGUACAAGGCGUACGGCUGCGAUAAGAAUCACCUUGGCUGUCUCAUUUCUCCUCGUGGUGAUAAGAAUGCAACUGUACACGAAUACUGGCUACACAACACGAGUCGCACAUUUCCACAGGCUGUUGCUGGAAAUACCAUUUCGUUCAAGUACGAUCGCAAUAGUCACAGAUUCAACUUGGCCUACUCUGUGUCAACAGACUGCAAAAGUACACAGAGUAUUGUGUACAUCAAUGAAAAACUCCACUAUCCCCAGGGAUAUAUGGUGGAAAUCUCGCCCUCCCAAAGUGUAACUUGGCAGCAGGUUGGGAAUAAAAUAAUUAUCAGUCAUGCAAAGAACCUUCCUCCCGGGACUAAAGUUGAAUUUACAAUAUCUCCAAAGUGAACAAUCUCUCGCGGCAGCUUGUGAUUGAAGACAAGAAAAUCGAAAGUUUUAUUUUAUCGCUUAUAACAAGACAAUUUUUGUGUUAAAAAUUUGCUACUUCGGUAAUGAAAUUCUAAAUUAGAAUUGGUCGAUUUUUAAUACAUUUUCCCUUCGAA
Rhopilema esculentum is the source of this 1796-nucleotide messenger RNA. Its product is annotated as endoglycoceramidase. Lineage: Eukaryota; Metazoa; Cnidaria; Scyphozoa; Rhizostomeae; Rhizostomatidae. Gene Ontology annotation, biological process: polysaccharide catabolic process. The record is from RefSeq and is a predicted model, not a curated record. Gene Ontology annotation, molecular function: hydrolase activity, hydrolyzing O-glycosyl compounds.